Callithrix jacchus (white-tufted-ear marmoset) is the source of this 2670-nucleotide messenger RNA. RefSeq lists its product as uncharacterized. Lineage: Eukaryota; Metazoa; Chordata; Mammalia; Primates; Cebidae. The record is from RefSeq and is a predicted model, not a curated record.
AGGCUGGGUGCCAGGCCACCCCCUAGCUCCCCAGACCUUUCAGAUGGCAGUGGCUGGCAUCAGAUGCUGUGCUGGACACUUCAGCUUUGUCAACUCCCCCAGUCUUCUCAGGGACACUUUGAGGUGGGCGGCAUUGCCAUCUCUGGCCUUGCCAGUGGGGACACCCAGGCAUGUGACAAUGAGCUCCCUUGCCUGAGGUCACGCUGGUUGGCAAAGGUGUCUGAGCCUACAGCCCUGCUUUGAACCGACUCGGGGCAGGGAUGAGCAGCUUCCGGAGUUUUCCUGUCAACCCUAUAAGAAUCUUCAAAGCUCAGAGAUCAUUUGCUCCAAUUUUCUCUUUUCUUUUCUUGAGAUUGAGUUUUGAUCUUGUUGCCUAGGCUGGAGUGCAAUGGCAUGAUCUCGGCUCACCGCAGCCUCCACCUCCUGGUUUCAAGUGAUUCUCCUGCCUCAGCCUCCCGAGUAGCUGGGAUUACAGGCACCCGCCAUCAUGCCCGGCUAAUUUCGUAUUUUUAGUAGAGAUGGGGUUUCUCCAUGUUGCUCAGGCUGGUCUUGAACUCCGAACCUCAGGUGAUCUGCCCACCUUGGCCCCCCAAAGUACUGGGAUUAUAGGCGAGAGCCACCGAGCCCGGGAUCUUUUUUUUUUUUAAUGGGGUUUCCCUCUGUUGCUCACUUGGGAGUGUAGAGGGGCAGUCAUGGCUCACUGCAGCCUCAACCUUCUGGGCUGAAGUGACCCUCCCACCUCAACCCCUUGAGUAGCUGGGAGGGACCACAGGCACAAGCCAACAUACCCGGCUAAGUUUAUUUGUUUUUUUGUUUUGUUUUGUAGAGAUAGGGUCUUCUAUGUUUCCUAGGCUUGUCCUGAACUCCCAGGCUCAAGUGAUUCUCCUGCCUCAGCCUCCACAGGUGCCGGAUUACAGGCAUGAGCCACCUCACCUGGCCAGUUUUCCCUUAACAAAGAGUGGAAUGCUGAGCUGGGAAAACGCCACGCCAGUCUUGGCUGGACUCACUGCCCACUUCUGGGACCUUGGUGGGGCGGGAGGGAGGACCUCAAAGGCUCAGUGAGCGGGUCCACCCCCAGCCCAGCCGCCAGCGCCUCCUCCUCCGCAGCGCCCGGGCCCUUAUCAGGAAAGGAUUUGGGUUGGUGGGGAGGGGUGGGGGGAAGUUGGAGGCCCCAGGCUCGGCAAGGUGGGCCGGAGAGAUAGGGAAGUGGGGAGGGGGCUGGGGGGCGGCUCUGCUGGGCGGGGGAGGGCAAUGGGAGGGAUGCCUAGAAUGGGCACGGUGGGGGGCUUUGGCCAAGCUCUGUCCUUGCUGGCCUGGCCCUCGACAUGGUUCCGGGACUUCUGCCUCCCAUCCUUGCCAGGCAAGUUGCCUGCACCUUUAAUUAGCAAGCAGCAGCCUCUCGAUUCAUCACCACGGUCGCUGUUUAAUUAGCCGAGCCCAGGGCGCCCCCCCACCCCCAGCUCUGCCUGCCUGUCUCACCAAGGCCGCCACCACCUCACGGUGUCCCCUGUCACCACCCCCCAUACUUACUCUGCUCCCCAGAAUGGGGGAUGGGCCAGGCACGCCCGGCUGAAACCUCAAGGAGAUUCUGGGCACUGGUGCUUCUAUGCAAGGCAUCCAGCAAACAUAAUUAGAGCCGAGGCUGCGCCAGGCUGGCUCUGGGUAGAGCCCGGCCGGACGUGCAGGGCAGGCUCUGGUCCUGUCCAGCUGCUGGAGAAUGGCUUCUCCCUUGGGAGGCGCUGAGACAUCUCUCUGGCCUGGUCCCUGGGUGCUGGGAAAAGGCUGCAGUUCUCCUCUGUGUCACUCCUCCACAGCCGGAAAGGGACACCAUAGCUUCCUCUUCCUCCCUGUUCCAGAUCCCAGAAAGCUCCUCUGAGACCCCAGGAGAGGGGCCCGUCCUCUGCACCCGGCCCCCAGCAGCCAGAUCCUCGAGGCUCAGUCUAAGCUGUGGGCCAAGGGAGGGUGUGGGGCGGGGGGGUCUCAGACCUGCUUUGUGCCUGCAGGGUCUGGGGAAUCAGGAGCACAGGCGGGAGCCCGUGGUCUGGGGCCGAACCAUCCCCCUUCUGUUUCCCUGAAGGGUGAGGCUGAGGACCCUCGGAACAGAGCCCCUGUGUCCUUCUGGGCAGGGCCAGGGUGGCCACUGGUCACUGUGGGCAGAUCCCAGAAGCAGAGGAUCAGGCUCCAUCCCAAGCCUGUGCUCCUGCUGGACUGCAGGAGGUGUGGCCCUUCCGCUGUGCCAUGGACUGAGAAUGUGGAGGGACUGGCAUUUGCUGUGUUACCAUGUGGGGCCGUCAGUGUGUUGUGCUGGGCAGGAGCAGUCGCUGGAGCCUACCCACUCUGGUACUGCCGUCCCUGUGGCCUUGGGCCAGCCAUCAAACCAUACCAUGCCCGAGUCUCCCCAUGAUUCUUAGCUGCUUCAUGGGCUAUUGUGGGGAUUAAAAAGCUUACCGUGUGUUUGGAUUUCUGGUUUUUUUUUUUUUUUUUUUUUUGAGAUGAGUUCUCUGUUGCUCAGGCUGGAGUGCAGUGGUGUGAUCACAGCUCACAGCAGCCUUGACCUCCCAGGCUCAAGCAGUCCUCCCAUCUCAGCCUCCCUGGUAGCUGGGACUACAGGCAUGUGCCCCCAUGCCUGGCUUAUUUUAAAUUUUUUGUAGACAUGGGGUCUCACUAUGU